Messenger RNA from Halteromyces radiatus, 1881 nucleotides. RefSeq lists its product as uncharacterized. The record is from RefSeq and is a predicted model, not a curated record. Lineage: Eukaryota; Fungi; Mucoromycota; Mucoromycetes; Mucorales; Cunninghamellaceae. The coding region runs from base 1 to 1881 and encodes 626 amino acids. Gene Ontology annotation, molecular function: RNA binding. The transcript has 6 exons.
AUGGAUUUGUUAGUUCAUAUCAAAGUUAAUAUUGCACAUGAAUCAAGUAUCAUUAUACAAGGACCUAUGACAAUAGUGGAGACAGCGCGAACACAAAUCCUUAUUUAUCUUGAUCAAAUGUUGGGUUUAUGCAUAGACUCAGUGAAGCUCCCUAUUCUAGUUCAUAAUUUAUUAGGUGGUAAACGGCAUUAUCAGCUACAAUCAGUCAUGGAAGAAACAGCAACCAAUAUUUAUCUUGGAUCACCUUAUGUUAUUGGAAAUAUGGAUAUUCAUGAACAACAAGAAGCUGUCUAUAUAUCGGGUGAUAUAGCUGAAACCGAAAGAGCAACAUGCUUAGUCAAGAAGCUAUCAGAACAAAAGCUUAAUUCAUUGUAUCACAAAGAAGUAACAUUGGAUCCUCGCAAACUGGAUUGGAUACUACUUCAUCAGCAAGACAAAUUGAAAAAGCUCCUUUAUGACAAUGGUUCCUUCAUUCACUUUCCUCACAUUGGCGCAGGUAUUGGUACCAUUCAAAUCUAUGCGGAGAACAAAAUCAACGUUGAACGUACGCUGUGGUUAUUGAAUCAUAUGACAUACAAGAUAUGUAGAGCAACAAUCAAUGUCAAACAACGUCAAAGAUCUAUAAGAAAAAAUAUAUCAAGUUUUAUAUACAAGAUGGCCAAUAUCUCUGGGGCAGAAAUCAUGUACCAUGAAGAUCAAGAUAGACUGGAUAUUUAUGGCUCUGAACCAUCUCUACGUCUCAUUUAUCAAUACUUCAAGGAUUCUCCAUUUACGGACUAUCAUCUAUCGACCAGUAUAUCCAUUGAAUUGCAAGCUGAAAAUCGUAUAUUCAUCCAGGGAAAGAAAUAUGGAAAAAUCAACAAAAUCAUCAAAAGCAGUGGAACGAACAUCAAGUUUCUACCAUCAUACAACAAUUCCAAUUGUCUAGUGCAAGUACAAAGCAACGAUAUUGAUAAAGUCUUUCAUGGAUUGGAGCUACUUUCGCAAGAACUACCUGAAGAGCGUUCCUUCUAUGUCUCCGAAAUUUAUCAUCGAAGAAUCAUUGGUGUUGGUGGCAAAAAUAUUCAGAGAAUUAUGAAGAAAUAUGGUGUCUACGUUAAGUUUUCAAGUACAGAAGAAUUCAUUGACCAUGGUGGAUAUUUUGAAAAUGAACAUAAUGUCUUUGCAAGAACUCCAAGGAAAUACUCUGGUAACUUGAAUCAACUUUAUGAUGAAAUCAUGGAACUUAUCACCUCCGAAAACGAUCAGAACUGGGUUUCAUACACUAUAAUGAUACCAUUCUAUUUACAUCGAGUGAUUCCAAAUCAAUACAGUGAUUCUUUACGUGAUUAUGGUCGUCUCCACAAUACAAGACUAUGGUGGCCUCCUAGGUCUGGUAUCGCUGAUGUUACUGUUAUUGGACCCAUUGCACAUGUCCAUCGAAUUCAAAUUGCCUUGUCGAAUUUAAUUCUCCAUCAUGACUAUCUUGCUAUACCAGCCUCCAUUACUCUGACAAAUCAUCUUGGUUCAGCAAUUACAAUGGGACAACUCAAACAAUCUAUCAAAUUGAAUUGGUGUGUGAACAUUAUAGAAUUAGAUCCUCAACUUUCAGAGAUAAAAUCAACAACACGUGUUAAGUGGGAAACUAUUCAACUAUUCAAGAACGCAACGAUAUUCCUGUUAACAACAACUAUCGAUUCUUCUGGACACCUUCCUUUCAGUAUCAAUGAUGAUCCUAAUUUCGCUUACGAUUGCAAGUACAGAUUGAAAAUGGCAAAAAAAGCUCUCUUGGACCAGCUUUCAACUCAUCCUCUCUUAGAAACAAGCAAAUCCACCCCUCCCUCCUCAUAUGUGAACAGAUCAGCCUUAGGUAAUCUCAGACUAAUACCAAAUAGUAAUUGA